Arabis nemorensis is the source of this 1839-nucleotide messenger RNA. NCBI's taxonomy places the organism in Eukaryota, Viridiplantae, Streptophyta, Magnoliopsida, Brassicales, Brassicaceae. The record is from the annotation of a GenBank genome assembly.
AUGCCUGAGGCACCGAAACAAGAAUCUUUAGAGGUCUUCGAUUUGACCCUUGAUGAGAAGAGCAAGAAGAAGCUUCAGUUGAUCGAGGAACUGACUUCGAACGCCGGCCAAGUCCAGAGACGGGUCUUGGAGGAGAUCUUGACCCGCAAUGCUGACGUGGAGUAUCUCAGGCGACAUGACCUCGACGGUCGUACAGACCGAGAUACUUUCAAAAACGUGAUGCCUGUUAUAACCUACGAGGAUAUUCAGCCUGAGAUCAAUAGGAUCGCUAAUGGUGAUAAAUCCCCAAUCCUCUCUUCUAAACCCAUCUCCGAGUUCCUCACCAGCUCUGGGACAUCUGGUGGGGAGAGGAAGUUAAUGCCAACGAUCGAAGAGGAGCUAGACAGGAGAUCACUUCUCUACAGUCUCUUGAUGCCUGUGAUGAGUCAGUUUGUUCCUGGUCUCGACAAAGGCAAAGGAAUGUAUUUCUUGUUCAUCAAGUCCGAAUCCAAGACACCAGGAGGCCUCCCUGCUCGUCCUGUCUUAACCAGUUACUACAAAUCUUCUCAUUUCAAAGAAAGACCCUUUGACCCUUACACCAAUUACACAAGCCCCAACGAGGCCAUCCUUUGCCCUGACUCGUACCAGAGCAUGUACUCUCAGAUGCUAUGUGGCUUAUGUCAACACCAGGAGGUUCUUCGAGUUGGCGCCGUCUUCGCCUCUGGAUUCAUCAGAGCCAUCAAGUUUCUUGAGAAACACUGGACCGAGUUGGUCCGUGACAUCAGAACCGGUACUCUAAGUUCACUCAUAACCGAUCCUUCAGUGCGGGAGGCGGUCGCCAAGAUCCUUAAACCGAACCCAAAGCUCGCGGAUUUCGUGGAAUUUGAGUGCAAGAAUUCGUCUUGGCAAGGGAUUAUCACUAGAUUAUGGCCUAACACAAAGUAUGUGGAUGUGAUUGUGACUGGGACAAUGUCUCAAUACAUUCCAACUUUGGAUUACUACAGCAAUGGCUUGCCUCUUGUCUGCACAAUGUAUGCUUCUUCCGAGUGUUACUUUGGUGUGAACCUAAGGCCACUCUGUAAACCCAGCGAGGUCUCUUACACGCUCAUACCAACCAUGGCUUAUUUCGAGUUCUUGCCUGUUCAUAGAAAAACCGGUGUUACUAACUCUAUCAACCGUCCCAAAGCACUUACUGAAAAAGAGCAACAAGAGCUUGUUGAUCUAGUUGAUGUCAAGCUUGGUCAGGAGUACGAGCUUGUCGUCACCACUUAUGCCGGGCUUUGCAGAUACAGAGUUGGUGAUUUGUUGAGAGUGACUGGAUUCAAGAACAAGGCACCUCAAUUCAGUUUCAUAUGUCGCAAGAAUGUGGUCUUGAGCAUAGAUUCUGACAAGACUGACGAGGUUGAGCUUCAGAACGCGGUAAAGAAUGCAGUGACACACCUCGUCCCGUUUGAUGCUUCACUCUCCGAAUACACGAGCUAUGCGGACACAAGUUCUAUCCCGGGUCAUUAUGUUCUGUUCUGGGAGCUAUGUUUGGAUGGAAACACGCUGAUCCCUCCUUCGGUCUUUGAGGAUUGCUGCUUAACCGUAGAAGAGUCACUCAACACUGUUUAUAGACAAGGAAGGGUUAGUGACAAGUCCAUAGGUCCGCUCGAGAUCAAGAUUGUUGAGCCAGGAACAUUUGAUAAGCUCAUGGAUUACGCAAUCAGCAUGGGAGCAUCGAUUAAUCAGUAUAAGACACCGAGAUGUGUAAAGUUUACACCGAUCAUCGAGCUAUUGAACUCAAGGGUUGUUGAUAGUUACUUCAGCCCCAAGUGUCCUAAAUGGGUCCCUGGUCACAAACAGUGGGGAAGUAACUAG